Messenger RNA from Patella vulgata (common limpet), 1357 nucleotides. RefSeq names its product actin, cytoplasmic-like. NCBI's taxonomy places the organism in Eukaryota, Metazoa, Mollusca, Gastropoda, Patellidae. The transcript is spliced from 2 exons. The record is from RefSeq and is a predicted model, not a curated record. The coding region runs from base 68 to 1195 and encodes 375 amino acids.
CUUGUGGAAAGACAUUACUUCGUUAAUACCGAUAUACUUGUAGUAAUCUUAUACAAAAUAUUUCACCAUGGACGAAGACGUAGCAGCACUCGUUAUUGACAAUGGAUCUGGUAUGUGCAAAGCGGGUUUCGCCGGUGAUGAUGCUCCAAGAGCUGUUUUCCCCUCCAUUGUUGGACGACCAAGACAUCAGGGUGUCAUGGUUGGUAUGGGACAGAAAGACAGUUAUGUUGGAGAUGAAGCCCAAUCCAAAAGAGGUAUUCUCACCUUGAAAUACCCCAUUGAACACGGUAUCGUCACCAACUGGGAUGAUAUGGAAAAGAUCUGGCAUCACACUUUCUACAAUGAACUUCGAGUUGCUCCAGAAGAACAUCCCGUCCUUUUAACUGAAGCUCCCCUCAACCCCAAAGCCAACAGAGAAAAGAUGACCCAAAUCAUGUUUGAAACCUUCAAUUCACCAGCUAUGUAUGUUGCUAUCCAAGCUGUAUUAUCCUUGUACGCUUCUGGUCGUACCACUGGUAUUGUACUAGAUUCCGGUGAUGGUGUUUCCCACACAGUUCCCAUCUAUGAAGGCUAUGCCCUUCCCCAUGCUAUCGUAAGAUUGGAUUUAGCUGGCCGAGAUUUGACCGAUUACUUGAUGAAAAUCUUGACCGAGAGAGGUUACUCAUUCACUACCACAGCUGAGAGAGAAAUUGUCCGAGAUAUCAAAGAAAAGUUGUGUUAUGUUGCUCUUGAUUUCGAACAAGAAAUGUCAACGGCUGCCUCGUCAUCAUCUUUGGAAAAGAGUUAUGAACUUCCUGAUGGUCAAGUCAUCACUAUUGGUAACGAAAGAUUCCGAUGCCCAGAAACGCUUUUCCAACCUUCUUUCAUUGGCAUGGAAUCUUCUGGUAUUCAUGAAACAACUUACAAUUCUAUAAUGAAAUGUGAUGUUGAUAUCCGUAAAGACUUGUAUGCCAAUACUGUAUUAUCUGGAGGUACCACAAUGUUCCCUGGUAUUGCCGACAGAAUGCAGAAAGAAAUCACCUCCUUGGCCCCCCCUACAAUGAAGAUAAAAAUUAUUGCCCCACCAGAGAGGAAAUAUUCCGUAUGGAUUGGUGGUUCCAUCUUGGCUUCUCUCUCUACCUUCCAACAGAUGUGGAUCUCCAAACAAGAAUAUGAUGAAUCCGGCCCCGCAAUCGUCCACAGAAAAUGCUUCUAAACCAUCCCCUUCUCUAGUACAUCUACUAGCAAGCAUCCUUGUGAUAAACUUUAUCUGUGAAACUAAAUCUGAAGUGAAUUAUGAACAAAAACUCUCAAUACAUACCCAAUCUGUUAAAUUAUUAACUUAAUCAUUUUAUUGUUGUUGAACCCUACCAUUUUU